Messenger RNA from Alligator sinensis (Chinese alligator), 588 nucleotides. RefSeq names its product beta-microseminoprotein-like. Lineage: Eukaryota; Metazoa; Chordata; Crocodylia; Alligatoridae. The transcript is spliced from 5 exons. The record is from RefSeq and is a predicted model, not a curated record. The coding region runs from base 1 to 402 and encodes 133 amino acids.
AUGGCGCUGCAGCCAGGGACGACCUCGGCUGAGGGAGACAGAAGCAAUGGAACAAUAUCUGCUUUCUGGAAGAGCUUCCUGGGUUUCCUCUUUGCCACUGGCAUCUUGGUAAUACUAUGUGAUACAUAUUGCUUUUUUCAAGCAAAUGACCCAGCAAUAUCUACGGAAGGUUGUGUUCGAGAUGGAAAGAUACACAAGUCUGGUACCAACUGGAGAACAGAGGAUUGCCACAGAUGUAACUGCAGCUGGCAUGGAUUAAGUUGUUGCUCCAUUUUUAUUGAACCAGGGGAUUAUGACAGAGAGACAUGUGUGAGCAUUUUUAACAAAAACACCUGUCGCUACACUGUGGUGGAGAAGGCCAACCCCUCAAAAACCUGUGAGAUCUAUUCUUGGGUGGGCUAACAGGCUACCUGCUCACAUUUUUCUCUGCCUAGUGAGUCUCCUUCCCCUUCUAGAGACAAUCAGCCAUGGAAGAAUCCCUUCUUCAGUCAGAUUUACGGAGGAAUUUUGAGCUUUGUUACUAGCAUCUUAUGACUAGUGCAGUCUGUUCUGAGAGGAUGCACUGCACUGCUUGUGUGUGGUUUCUGC